UGUGUUUGUUUCAAUGGCUGCUUUCAAUACCUUCUCCAAUUCCUCUAACCCUCGAUGGAAUCAUGAUGUGUUUUUGAGUUUCAGAGGCGAAGACACUCGUAAGAACUUUACUGAUCAUCUCUAUACUGCACUUAUCCAAGCAGGAAUCCUCACAUUUCGAGAUGAUUACAUUUCCAGAGGAGAAAAUAUCUCUUCGGAGCUCUUUAAAGCAAUUCAGGAAUCAAGAAUUUCUGUACCAAUCUUCUCCAAAGGCUACGCUUCUUCUCGGUGGUGUCUCGCUGAACUUGCAGAGAUCAUUAGGUGCAAGAAUACGAUUGGGCAAAUCGUAAUUCCCAUUUUCUACAAUGUUGAUCCCUCAGAUGUGCGGAAACAAAUCAAGGAAGCUUUUGAUAAACAUGAAGAAUUGGAGGAAGUAAUGGAUAAAUUAAAGAUGUGGAGAGAAGCUCUUACUGAGGCAGCAGAGCUAGACGGAUGGAACCUCCAGAAUGUCGCAAAUGGAUACGAAUCAAAAUUUAUCCAAAAAAUAGUGGAAGACGUUUUGAGGAAAUUGAAUUUCAAUUACCUGAAUGUUGCUAAACACCCAGUAGGCAUUGAUUUGCGGGUCAAAGAUGUAAUUUGUUUGCUAAGUCCUGAUUCAAGCGAUGUCAACAUUGUGGGUAUUCGUGGGAUAGGAGGAAUUGGUAAGACUACAAUAGCAAAAGCUGUAUUUAACCAACUUUGUCAAGGAUUUGAAGGUGGCUGCAGCUUUCUUUCCAACGUCAGAGAAGUCUCUGAACAACCUAAUGGUUUAGUUCAAUUACAAAAACAACUACUUCAUGAUACCUUGAAAGUGAAAAAUUUCAAGAAUAUAACAGGUAUUGACAGUGGCAUCCAUUUGAUCAAAGAAAGACUUCGUUACAAAAGGGUUCUUGUUGUUGUUGAUGAUUUGGAUCAAAUGAAACAAGCGGAUGCGUUGGUGGGAGACCGAAAUUGGUUUGGCCCAGGAAGUCGAAUCAUCAUUACAACGAGAGAUGCUCAUUUGCUAGAUCAACUCCAAGUGAUCUUACGUUAUGAGGUCAGAGAACUGAAUCAGGAAGAGUCCUUUGAGCUUUUCAGUUGGCAUGCCUUUAAUGAAAUGAUUCCAAUCCAAGGGUAUAUGGAGGUUUCAAAAGAGGUGGUGGAUUAUGUUGGAGGUCUCCCACUAGCCCUCGAAGUAUUGGGUUCUUAUUUGUGCAAAAGAAGCAUACCUGAGUGGAGAAGUGCUAUGGAGAAAUUAAGAAAAAUUCCUCACCACCAAAUUCAAAAAAAGCUUAGAAUAAGUUAUGAUACGUUAGACGAUGAUAAAAUAAAGGAUAUAUUUCUUGAUGUUGCCUUCUUCUUUACUGGUAUGGAUAAAGAUUAUGUAAUGAAAAUACUAGAUGGAUGCGGCCUUUUUCCAGAAAUUGGUAUGAGUGUCCUCAUCAGCAGGUCUCUAAUGACCAUUGAUUCCCAGAAUAAGUUAGCGAUGCAUCAUCUGUUACGGGAUAUGGGGAGGGAGAUUGUUCGAGAAAUGUCACCCAACCAUCCUGGAAAACGCAGCAGGCUUUGUUUGUACGAGGACGUUCUGGAUGUACUCAAUAUGCACAAGGGCACGGAUGCGGUUGAGGGUCUUAUGCUAGAUGCCAGAGCAUCAAAAGAUGUAGUUGUGAGCACAAAGUCAUUUGCAAAGAUGAGAUAUUUAAGAUUGCUUCAAAUCAAUGCAGUACAUCUUACAGGAGCCUAUGAGAAUAUUUUCGAUGAGUUGAGGUGGUUUUGUUGGCAUGAGUGCCCUUUGAAGUCUAUGCCACAUAAUUUGCAAUUAGACAACUUGAUCGUUCUCGAAAUGCAGUUCAGCAACAUUAGACAGUUCUCCAAGAAGGUUAAGGUUCUUAAGAAGCUGCGGAUCCUUGAUCUUAGCCAUUCGGUUCACCUCGAAAAAAUAUCAAACUUCUCAGGACUUCCUAGUUUGGAGAAAUUAUUACUUGGAAGUUGCACGAGUUUAGUUAACGUCCAUCGAUCUAUUGGACAUUUGAAGAGACUUGUUUUCUUGGAUUUGGAGGGCUGUAAGAACCUAAAGAAUCUUCCUGAAAGCAUAUGUUGCUUGAAAUCUCUUGAAACUCUUAACAUUUCAGGCUGCAAAAAACUUAGCAGACUGCCAGAUCACAUAGGGGACAUGGAAGCCUUAACUGAACUUAUGGCAGAAAGAACUGCCAUUGGACAACUUCCCUCUUCCAUUGGACAUUUGAAGAAGCUCACAAAACUCUCACUGGGUGGAUUGAAAGAUGGCGUGCAAUCUAGAUCUUGGUUUCAACAAUUUUCAUCCAGAUUAUCAAACUCUAAAGUUUUGUUGCCAGCUUCCUUUGCUGGCUUAACCUCAUUGACAAUACUGUUUCUUCCUGACUGUGGUUUAUCUGAAGAUGCAUUUUCCAUUGAUCUUGGGUGUUUAUCCUCACUCGUAGAUUUGGAUUUAAAAGGAAACAAUUUUUUUAAUCUGCCUGCUGGAAUUGGCCGCCUUCCGAUGCUCCAGACAUUGUGGCUGCAUGACUGCAAAAAUCUCAUAGCAAUCUCUGAGCUUCCAUCUAGUUUAAAGCAGUUGCUGGCAUCUAAUUGCACAUCAUUGGAAACACUAUCACUCAAGUCAAAACAAUUGCUGGGAUUGUCAUUGCUGAAUUGCCCAAAACUAGUUGAGAUUCAAGGUCUUGAGGGUGUGGAAAAUAAUCCAAUCGUUCAUAUGGAUCAAAGAGAAGAGUAUCAUUUUUCGGAAGAGAAUUCUAGUAGAUCGCUUUGGCAGGCACUGUCCAAGUGUAUACCUUUAGGCGUAUGUUACUCUGGCAGCGUGUUACCAUCACCUAUUCAUCGGCUGGUGAACUAUGAAGGAAUUGGAUCUUCUUUCUCAUUUCACGUACCAGAAAGUAUUAGAGGGAUGGUAUUUUGGAUUAUGUAUGCAAUCACUGACGUAAAAAAUAUGUACAAGCCAGCAAAUAUAGUUAUACGAAACAAUAGAAAUAGGAAUGCAUGUUAUUCAUGGAAGAUGGUAUUUGUGUUCAACACUGGUGAGGAUCAUUCUUUUGCAAGAUAUGUACCAAUUGACAUGCUUCCAUAUGCAGUUGAAGGCGGAGAUGAAUUGGAAUUUUCUGUUCAGGCAGGAGCUGGCACCUUGAUUAAAAAAUGUGGUGUGCAUUUGAUCAAUCCUGAGUUCGCAAACACAUUUCCCACCACGGUCAAAAGAAUUAUGCGAGCAAUGGAAAUCACAAAUUACAAAUUUUCUCCAUUUGUAUAAUCACAAAUUUGUGCAUCCACGAGUUUGAUCUUAAUUGAAUUUUCGAACAUUUCAGGUUCAAACUCCCA
Messenger RNA from Manihot esculenta (cassava), 3345 nucleotides. Its product is annotated as disease resistance protein RPV1. The record is from RefSeq and is a predicted model, not a curated record. NCBI's taxonomy places the organism in Eukaryota, Viridiplantae, Streptophyta, Magnoliopsida, Malpighiales, Euphorbiaceae. The coding region runs from base 14 to 3277 and encodes 1087 amino acids. The transcript has 5 exons. Gene Ontology annotation, biological process: defense response; signal transduction. Gene Ontology annotation, molecular function: ADP binding.